UUGAAUCGUCAAUUGCAAGCGACUCUUCGUCAAAUUAAGUGCGCUAAAAUGUUCUUUAAUUAUGCUAUCAUUUUCGCGUGUGCGUUACUAGUAACCAGCAAAAGUCUACCUGAUAGUAAUACUGAUAUUAUUUCAACCUAUGCCAAAGUGGCCCACUGGGGAGCCGUUUCGACCAGCACAACCGAAAAACCCGAAUCGGAGGCAAGAAGCCACAGCGGACAGUCCCUCUGGGCUCACAGAUCCGACGUCAACAUAAUCGGAGGCCAAAACCUAAAAACGACCAGACCCAAAGUCGUCUAUCAAUACGCGGUACAAAAAUUCGGACAAGAGAAAAAAGAUGUCGUUCCGGGUGUCGGCGAAGUCCAAGAGCGCUUCAACCCGAGACCUUAUUUUGACUAUACCCACGUACCGUCGUCAAAACAGGCACCCAAAACCGAAACCAAAACGAAAACUAAGUCGGACUCCAACCCAGCGACCUUUGACAGCUUCCCCGUUUUUAACCCUCCAUCGCCACCGGCACCUGCGGAUUUAUAUUCGUCACAAUAUAGCUCGUACAAUCCACCAAGUGCAGGUCCUGUACCAUCCUCUGAUAAUUCUAAGCCCGAUGUGGCUUACCCCCCGAAUGCGCCACCACCUGCCGACGACAACAGCGACUCGGACUCUGGUUACCAGUAUAAUAGCCCUCCACAAGACGCUCCCGCGGCCCCCGUUGGUCCUCCGGCUCCCGCUUACCCGACGCUCGGGCCUCCAUUAGCUCCUAAUCAUCACGACCAUAAGGAAUAUUAUCCUCCAGCUGACGAUGACGAUGAUAAACAACCAGCCUUCUAUCCUCCUUCUGACAGUCAGGAUCGUCCUCAUCCGCCAAGUAAUGGUAAGGAUUAUGGUCAUUAUCAAGAUCAUGGUCACAAAGGACAGCUUUAUUAUCCUCCUUCUGAUGAUGGUACUCCUCAUGAAACGAUUUUGGACCAUCCUCCUCCAGGAUGGCAAGAUAGUAAGCAGAAUAUGGCUCCGGAUAUGGGAGCGGCUCCAGAUGCAAUGGAUGGUAACGGGAUGAACGGAAUGAACGGGAUGAACGGGAACGGGAACGGGAAUGGGCAUGACAUGGCCGAACAUGAUUUAUCGCCACCGCCAUCGUCUGAUUUUGGAGGACAAUUUCCGCAUUACCUGUACAACGAUCCGCAUGGCCAAGGUCAUGAUUUUGAUUACGAUUUUGACCAUCACCAUGUUUAUAAAGAAAUUACCACGACGGAGGCACCUGAAGACGAACGUGUCAACAAAGGACACUACAGUUAUUAUUAUUUAGGACGAAAAUUAUGGUACAUUCCUUUGUAUUUUAGUGUGUAUUUUAUCAUUUAUGUUACUGUAUUAAUUCUGAAGUCUAUUGCUAGACACAAGAUUCAGUUUAAGCAUCAGUAUCUUCAUAAAGAUAUGUCUAAAGACAUGUCCAAGGACAUGGGGCAUGGAAGGUCGUUCGAUCUUGAUGAACUUCAUGAGAAUGUAACUACUGCUAUUGACACAAGCAGACGAAAAUUUACUUAUGUCGCUAUGUAAA
This is a messenger RNA of Zophobas morio, 1552 nucleotides long. RefSeq lists its product as uncharacterized. Bases 49 to 1551 code for a protein of 500 amino acids. Lineage: Eukaryota; Metazoa; Arthropoda; Insecta; Coleoptera; Tenebrionidae. The record is from RefSeq and is a predicted model, not a curated record. The transcript is spliced from 2 exons.